UUACGGGAGAGGAGGACGGCAGGCAUCGGGCUUCGGAGUGCCGUGCCACAUUUGUGGCGGACUUGUUGCCAAGAGGCUCCGAGGAGUCCGGCAGUCACCUUCGACGUUCGUCCAGCGGCAACAAGAGACGAAAAGCAGCUGCGCUUUGGAGCCCUUGACAACCAGAGCGUGACGUGAGACGAGCGAGGACUAUAAUGGCGGACCAGGAAGAGGAAGCCAAAGCGAAGAAGGAGGUGCGCGUGUUCGGGCGCCCCGAACUGGCCUCCAAGGUGGCCAUGUUCCAGCGCAAGGCCGAGGACCACGAUCGCAAGCAGAAGGACAACCCCUUUUCGGAACGCUGGGACGGAUCUGCCUCCAGUGCACUGUCCAAGGACGACCCACGGUACGGCCAUCCCGAAGAAGGUUCGAAGACCGAGAAGCGCGGCCAGCAGGCCGGCCAGCUGAUUAGCAGCGAGGUUCGCGUGCUCUGCGAGAACGUGCACGAGUUCGGGACCGAACAGCCGGACGGCACUCGAGCCAUCACGUUCGGAGAACUCUUUCAGCUGUACACGAGCAUCUCGAACAAGGUGGUGGGCAUUCUGCUGCGCGCGCGUAAGCACGGCCUCAUCGACUUCGAGGGCGAGAUGCUGUACCAGCGGCGAGACGACGGCGUUGUCAUCCGGCUCCUCAGGCCCAUCGCCGAGAUACACGCGGAGAUGGGCUACAACUCGGCCCUGGCGCAACUGCCCAAGACCACGCCCGUGCUGCUGGGAGGCAAGACGGCCCCGUCGUAGCCGCAAGACACGGUUAUAAGCGGCGUUUUUCACUACUCUGGCUCUAAGUGGCCACAGCUUCUGAUAGUGCUCAUGCGAGCGCCGGCCAACUUGGUCGCGUUGAAGACCAUUGAGAACAGCUUUUGCUCUGUGCGCGCGUUUGUGUUCACGUUCUGUUUGCAGAGACGUAACGAAGCUUGUAACAAUAAUUUUUGUUUUCUACCUGUAAACGCAUUAAAGAAGAGCUUUCAAAGCCUC
This is a messenger RNA of Rhipicephalus microplus (southern cattle tick), 1010 nucleotides long. Its product is annotated as actin-binding Rho-activating protein. The record is from RefSeq and is a predicted model, not a curated record. Gene Ontology annotation, biological process: positive regulation of transcription by RNA polymerase II; positive regulation of Rho protein signal transduction. Lineage: Eukaryota; Metazoa; Arthropoda; Arachnida; Ixodida; Ixodidae. Gene Ontology annotation, cellular component: sarcomere. Gene Ontology annotation, molecular function: actin binding.